Eptesicus fuscus (big brown bat) is the source of this 1192-nucleotide messenger RNA. RefSeq names its product zinc finger protein 581 (gene ZNF581). The coding region runs from base 172 to 768 and encodes 198 amino acids. Gene Ontology annotation, molecular function: RNA polymerase II transcription regulatory region sequence-specific DNA binding; DNA-binding transcription factor activity, RNA polymerase II-specific. Gene Ontology annotation, biological process: regulation of transcription by RNA polymerase II. NCBI's taxonomy places the organism in Eukaryota, Metazoa, Chordata, Mammalia, Chiroptera, Vespertilionidae. Gene Ontology annotation, cellular component: nucleus. The transcript has 2 exons. The record is from RefSeq and is a predicted model, not a curated record.
CCUCUUCUCGGUCCCCCGGUCCGCAGUCCCCUUCGCGGCUCCGCCAGCCCCUGGGGGGUCCGCAGAGGCCCCCCGUCCCGCCGCCGCCUGCCCCCGCGGGGGUAGCCCGGGCCCGUUCCGGAAUCGCCCGGACUCGAGAGGCUGCUGCACCGGGCCUCAGCCACCCUCCGGAUGCUGGUGCUGCCGCCCCCCUGCCCUCAGCCCCCGGCGCUGCCCUCGGCAGAGGCCAUGGAGGACCCGCCCCCGGGCGCAGGCCGGUCCCCAGAACCCGGACCUUCCUCCUCCACAGGCUCCCCCCAGCCCUCCGCCGCCCCGAGGCCCAGCCGCUACCUGCUCAUUGACACCCAGGGCGUCCCGUACACCGCGCUGGUGGAGGAGGCGGCGGCGCCGAGGCAGCCCGGGCCCGCCGGGCCUUCCGCUCAGAAAAGGGGCUACAGCUGCCCCGUGUGCUCCCGCGUGUUCGAGUACAUGUCCUACCUGCAGCGACACAGCAUCACGCACUCGCAGGUGAAGCCCUUCGAGUGCGACACGUGCGGGAAGGCGUUCAAGAGGGCCAGCCACCUGGCGCGGCACCACUCCAUCCACCGGGCCGGCGGGGGGCGGCCCCACGGCUGCCCGCUCUGCCCGCGCCGCUUCCGGGAGGCGGGCGAGCUGGCCCAGCACAGCCGGGUUCACUCUGGGGAGCGCCCGUUCCCGUGCCCGCACUGCCCGCGCCGCUUUAUGGACCAGAACACGCUGCAGAAGCACGCCCGGUGGAAGCACCCGUGAGCCGGGCCGCAGGGCACCCCUGGAACCUUGGCGUCUGGGGGAGCCCGGACUCCUGUCGUCCGCAGACACCCAGAGGGCACUCGAGGCUGGGCCGUGGGGCCCUGGACGCAAACACAGACCCACCUGCUGCGGAGGCCAGGCCCCGCGGAGGGAGGAGCUCCGGGGUCGCCACGGGUCCCCAUGUCUUAUGAGACCUCAGCGACAUGGGCCGUUCCAGGCUGGGCCCUGGCAGGGGCCGUGGGGAGGCCACUCGGCGUGGACAUUCUCCGGCCUGAAGAUGUGGCUGGGGGCCACCAGGAACCCACUCCGUCUUGCUGAGGCCUCCAUGCGGAUGUUGGGGGCGGGGCUCCAGACCCGCUCUCUCCCCAUCCCCCCCAAACAGGGCCUGAGAGUAGACACCCAAUAAACCCGUUUUCUACUUUGA